This is a messenger RNA of Juglans regia (Persian walnut), 458 nucleotides long. RefSeq names its product heavy metal-associated isoprenylated plant protein 47-like. The record is from RefSeq and is a predicted model, not a curated record. NCBI's taxonomy places the organism in Eukaryota, Viridiplantae, Streptophyta, Magnoliopsida, Fagales, Juglandaceae. The transcript is spliced from 3 exons. The coding region runs from base 58 to 423 and encodes 121 amino acids. Gene Ontology annotation, molecular function: metal ion binding.
GUCAUUUGUACCACCCCACCUCUUGAAAAACUCAGCUUUUGUCGAACAUUUCCGAGUAUGAAGCAAAAGAUUGUGAUUGAGGUGCUACCAUGUGACAAAUGCCGUUCCAAAGCCUUGGUCUUAGCUGCUGCAACAGAUGGUGUUACGUCAGUGACAUUAGAUGGGCAAAAGACAGAUCAAGUGGUGGUGGUUGGAGAUGGAGUUGAUGCAGCUUGCUUGACCAAAUCCUUGAGGAAGAAGGUUGGCUAUGCUAGCUUAUUAACCGUGGAAAAAGUGAAGGAAACCCCCGAGAAGAAAAAGGAAGAAGCGAAGAAAGACCCACCUCCAUGUGCAAGGUGGACAGUACCACCUUGUUAUCAUCCUCAACCUGAAUAUUAUAAAGUGGUUUAUGAUCCCAAUCCAUCUAGUUGCGCUCUCAUGUGAUGAUCAGGGAAUGAACUUCCCUAGUACUCACAUGA